AGGCGUGUCCCAGGCAGAGAGACGCUGUGGAUCUGUGUCGGAUCCGGUGCGCUUGGAGAGCAGAGCAGCAACAGAAACCACCUCAGACUUUUAUUUUGUAGAGCUUUUAUUUUUUAAGUUUGGAUCAAACUUUUAAACCUGACACCUUCCUCCUCCUCCUCCUCCUCCUCCUCGCUGUGGAUGUAGGCCGGGUGUGUUCCUCAGCGCGCAGUCCGCCGUGGAGGUGGCGCAGAGACGCAUGGAGACGCGCAGGAUGAGCCGGGUGUUUUAUUACUAGAGUUGUAUCAGGACAGGAGACGAGCCGAGCUGGUGUGAUGAAGGAUCGCCUGGCUGAGCUGAGCGCUAGCAGGACACAAGCAGAGGAGGAUGUUGCAGUCGCAGUGGACAGAGAUGGAUUCAUGGAGGGCUUCUUCAGGAGGGUGGAGGAAGUCCGAGGACUCAUUGACAAGAUCUCCCACCAGGUUGAAGAGGUGAAGAAGAUCCACAGCAUGAUCCUGUCUGCACCCCACCCAGACGGCAGAACAAAAGAUCAACUCAACGCGCUGACCAGCGAUAUCAAAGGCAACGCCAACGUGGUGCGGACCAAACUCAAAUCCAUGGAGCACAGCAUGCCCAAAGAUGAUGUCGUGAACAGAUCCUCUGUUGACUUCAGGAUCCAGAAAACACAGCACACGGUGCUGUCCAGGAAGUUUGUGGAGGUCAUGACACAGUACAACGAGACUCAAGUGUCCUUUCGGGAGAGGAGCAAAGGAAGGAUCCAGAGACAGCUGGAGAUAACCGGAAGAGUGAUGACCAAUGAGGAACUGGAGGACAUGUUAGAAAGUGGAAAUCCAUCAAUCUUCACCUCUGAUAUCAUCUCUGAUUCGCAGAUCACACUUCAGGCCCUGAACGAGAUUGAGUCACGACACCAGGACAUCAUGCGCCUGGAGUCGAGCAUCAGGGAGCUCCACGCGAUGUUCAUGGACAUGGCGAUGCUGGUAGAAACUCAGGGGGAAAUGGUUAACAACAUCGAGAAGAACGUCUCCAACGCAGCCGAAUACAUUUGCAGUGCAAAGGAGGAGACCAAAAAAGCUGUGAGAUACCAGAAGAAAUCCAGGAGGAAAUACAUUAUCAUUGCCUUUGCUCUGCUGAUCCUGCUUGCUGUCAUUGCACUAAUUGUUGGCCUGUCUGUUGGACUAACCAAACCACCUGUGUGAGAUCUACCCUGAUCACUGCUCUGAGAAACUUCUCUGCAUUGCCACGUGCGUGGCUGCAGUCUCCCUCCUUUUACUCAUCAUAAUAGUCGGAGUCUUUGAGUGAUGGGUUUUCGUGGUUCCCAACCUCGCGGACGUCAGCUGUAGUCGGCUCCUGUAGUGGUGGAAACUCACUCAGAACAGCUUCAUAACAAGUCAUUCACUAUCCAGCAGCAUUACGGAGAGGAUCUGUCGCCUACAGUGAACAUAAAACUGUGUGAUCCACUUUGCACCAGUAACGUCCGACCUCAUGAUAACUGAACUGUACAGCUAGAAUAUGUUGUGAUGUAACGAACGCUGACAGCACAUCAGAUUGUUGGUAUACGUUCUGUAUUGCUGCCAUUCUGUCAUGUCGGUUUAAUGACCUUAAAGGAAUGCUUCGACAUUUUGGGGAAAUUAGCUUUAUUAGCCUUCCUGCCGAGCCUGAGAUGAGAAGAUUGACACCACUCUCAUGUCUGUACGGUGAAUAUGAAGCUAUCACCAGCAGCCACAUAGCUUAGAAAAAAAUAUAUAAUAAAAUAAUAAUAAUAAAAUAUAAAGACUAAAGCAUAAAGACUGGAAACGAAAGGGAAACGGCUAGCCUGGCUCUGUCCACAGGUAACAGAAAUGACACGUUAAAGUGAACAACAUGUAUGUUUGUGUACAGAUUAAACAGACGAGAUGUAAUGUGGCUGAUGUCGUUACCUUUGCAUAGACACAAGGCUAGCUGUUUCCCUUCGUUUACAGUCAUUGUGCUAAGCUAAGCUAAUGGGACGCUGCCAUAUUCCGUGUAAAGGUGCGACAGUGGCGUCUUCUCUUCGAACUCUUCGAGGAAAGUGAAUAAUUUGAAACAUUUUUCCCAAAAUGUCAAACUAUUGCUUUAAAUAUUCAAAAUAUAUCGUGACGAUUGUAAUUCUCUUUAUGAAUCUGAUUGUAUAAUUCGUGUUUACAUGUUCAAGUGUAUGCCCCAUCUGUUCUUGUCCUUUUGUAUAUUUACUGUAAUUCAUGUGAAUUGAAUGUAAAACUUCUACGCCUCAGGAGUCCUUUAGAAAUCUAAAAAACACUGUAAACAUUUUUAGUUAACUGUGUCUCAAUCAGAAGAAAUAUUUUCAGAUCAAUCGCUUCAUUUGUUUAAUUUGAAAUCUUAUAAAAGUGCCUUCUCGAGAUUGAAUAUAAUAUAAAAACCUGUAACUUAUUGAACUGUAUUUAUCAUGAUCACAGUGUGUGUGAUGACUGAAAUAUUCGCUGUGAAAAAAGUCACGUAGGGCUCUUGGAUGAAGUUAUUUCAGGAGCACACAUUUUCAUUUUGAUAUUGAUGAUUGAUCAUUUUUAUUUGUAAGUUAUGUCUUGUGUUUUAUAUUGAGACAGGAUCAUUAAGUCAUGUAAUUAAAAAUAAAUAAAGAGUAAAAAAA
Messenger RNA from Larimichthys crocea (large yellow croaker), 2623 nucleotides. RefSeq names its product syntaxin 2b (gene stx2b). Gene Ontology annotation, cellular component: plasma membrane; synaptic vesicle; endomembrane system. Gene Ontology annotation, biological process: synaptic vesicle fusion to presynaptic active zone membrane; intracellular protein transport; exocytosis. The record is from RefSeq and is a predicted model, not a curated record. The transcript is spliced from 11 exons. Gene Ontology annotation, molecular function: SNAP receptor activity; SNARE binding. NCBI's taxonomy places the organism in Eukaryota, Metazoa, Chordata, Actinopteri, Sciaenidae. The coding region runs from base 315 to 1196 and encodes 293 amino acids.